Lacerta agilis (Sand lizard) is the source of this 888-nucleotide messenger RNA. RefSeq lists its product as uncharacterized. The transcript is spliced from 6 exons. The record is from RefSeq and is a predicted model, not a curated record. The coding region runs from base 1 to 888 and encodes 295 amino acids. Lineage: Eukaryota; Metazoa; Chordata; Lepidosauria; Squamata; Lacertidae.
AUGGCCGAGGCUCCUCAGCCCGUGGAGACUCCGGCCAGGGCCGCUUCUCUGCCCCGCUGCAGGCGGGUGGCUGUGGCCCUUUGCGCCUCGUCGCCCGGAGGAGACCUGCUCAGCCUGCAGGAGGCUGGCGGCGGCGGCGGCGGAGAGGGCUUCGAGAUAGAAAGGAAGCUGAUAGUGAUAGACAGCAAGCACAAGCAUCCGGUUACUGAGCUUAGCUGCUCUGAGAGGCAUUUGAGGAGAAGAAUCAAACCCAUCAUGGAUGACGGCUAUCAGAAUGAAGACUAUUGGAAUGAAGAUUACCAGAAUGAUAUUGUUUCAGACAAAUUGUCUCAUAAUGCUGAAGUUUCCUCAGAGUCAGAACAUGGAAGCGCAGUUUCUCUAGAAUCAGUGGUUUUGAACCAGCAGGGAUAUGAGAAUGCUGUGCAGGAAUAUGAGUAUAUCGGGUUUUCUGGCAUCCGGCUGAGAACGCUACCAGAGAAGGGAGAGGAAAGAGAACCAGCACUGUUUACAUUUGAGGAUGGCAAGUGGGGACCCUUUGGCAGGAAACCCUUCAUGAUCUUCUCAGUUCUGUUGCUCUGCUCCUUGAUCAUAAUAACAGCUACUCUCAUAAUGGCAUGUCUUAGAUGUAAGUGCAGAUCUGAAGAAGGUAAACUCUUCUGGAUAUUACUUCUGUGUAGUUCCCCCUGUCCCCACCCCACCCCACCCCCAAAAACAUUUCCAUAUAUUGCAGGCUUUCCAAAGUGUGCAGAUGACUGGCAUAAGUUUCAGGAGAAAUGCUACCACUAUUCCACAGAAAAAAUGGGACAGAAUACAGCUAGAAGUUGCUGCCAAGCCCUAGGUGCAGAUCUAAUAGUGAUUGAGAGUGAAAAUGAACAGAGCCAGCAGUGA